UAAAAACCGGAAGUCAGCCAUUUUCUUGCACCGAAACGGUGGAAACUAAUGUAAAACUUAAAUAUUUUUAACAGUUAGUCGUUCAUUGGGAAGUCAAAACUUUGUUAGAAAUGUUGAUUACAAUUAAAACAUUGCAACAGCAUACAUGGAAGGUCGAAGUUGUUGGGGAGACGAAAAUAAAAGAUCUUAAAGAACAAAUCGAACAAUUGAAGGGAAAAGAGUACUCAGCAGCAUGUCAGAAAUUAAUAUUCGCUGGUAAAGUUAUGGAAGAUGAAAAGACUGUGGCUGAUUAUAAGAUUGAAGAAAAGGGAUUCGUCGUUCUGAUGAUGACCAAAGUACGACCUUCACCUGCUUCUGCUAAACCAGCCGAAGAUGAAGCUAGCACCUCCGCGGCAGUUGAAGAGGCCGAAACGAAACAAGAAGAAAAACCGAAAGAAACUGAGACACCGCCAGUAUCAACUGUACCUACAGCAGCAACAGAGACAUUAUCAUCCUCUGCGAGAACUGAAACAGAGCCAGAGGCGUCACCUGGACAAAUAACCAGCGGAGCGAAUUUGCUGGUAACCGGAUCAGAUUUUGAAAGAAUGGUAACAGAAAUCAUGGGUAUGGGAUUUGAAAGAGAUCAAGUAGAAAGAGCUAUGCGAGCCAGUUUCAAUAACCCCGAUAGAGCUGUUGAAUAUUUAUUUAACGGAAUACCUGAUGUUGGUUCCACUGAGGCAGCUCCGACUCUACCCUCGCAAAGUUCUUCCAGCACAGCUCAAGAAACUCCUGCGACCCCAAGUCAGCCAGCUGAUGGACCCACUGCACCUUCUGAUGCUUUACAGUUCCUUCGAAGUCAGCCGCAGUUUCGUCAGAUGAGACAUGUAAUCCGCGACAAUCCGAAUUUAUUGCAACCAUUACUUCAACAAAUACGACAAACAAAUCCAGAUUUGUUUCGAAUGAUACAGGAAAAUCAGGAGGAAUUUGUAGCUAUGCUCAACAGUGAAGAUGAAGCCGGUGCGGGUGCAGGAGGGACUGGUAAUGUGAGUGGCAAUAGUUCUGAUCAACCUGGAUACAUACAAGUGUCCCAGGAAGAUAAACAAGCCAUUGAUAGGUUAAAGGCGCUUGGUUUUCCUGAAAGUCUUGUUGUACAAGCUUAUUUUGCUUGUGAAAAAAAUGAGCAACUAGCUGCGAACUUUCUUCUUAGUCAAAACGAUGGUGACGACGAUAUGCAAAGUUGAAGCAUUCUGAUAUUGCAUUAAUCAGACUUGAAGAUAUGUUUGCUUUAAGUUGCAUGGUAAAUAUAUAAAUAUAACGUAUAAGUAAGUUUCGGAGCAAAACAUUUGUCUUUGUAAAGUAUUUGCAAUAUGUGUUAUGAAAUAAUUGUUUUAAAAAUUCCAACAAAGAAGAGUUUAUGAGAAAUUUCUUUCUGAUAUGUCACAUUGAAGUCUUAUAUUUUCAAACUUGACUAAAUAGACUCAACUUUGAUUUAAGUCAAACCCCGAGUCAGUAAGGAAAAGAUGAAAUGUUUACUUUAUACAUUUCUUCCAAAGAGUAGUAUUUUCAAGAAGUUUUGUACAACAAAGAUGGAAAACUAGUAAAAAAACUUUAUUGAAGUAUCAAAUAGGAAGCAAAUGGUCAUCUCUUUCAAUAUCUUCGCUUUUUUCUAAUUGUUCAUCACCAAUACCUCUGUAAUAGUUACUUUGUGGCUGUUUUCGUCGACAGAUUAGAUUACAACCAUCCGCUUGCAAAUUACCAAAAUCUGUCCAAAACUCAUAAUUUGGCAUUUGAUCCCAUCCCUUAGCUCCAGCAAUACAACGUCGAUAUAAAACGCCACACAAAAUAUAGAGUAUACCAAGUGAAAACAGAAUAAGUACUAAAAUGAGUCCAACACUGAAACUUUUAGCUGAGCAUAAUGAUUGAUGCUGGAAUUCAAAUAGAAAGUAACAACGAUUAGUGUUCUCACGAACUUCUCGAAUCAUCUUAACACGACCCUGAAAAUUCGAAAUAUUAAUUUAAACUAUUUUUUUUUACCAAAUAUACCUCUUUUUCAUUUUCAUUGCAAAUAAACAUAAUGAUAGAACGCUUUCUUCCCUCUGAACAGACAUCCGAAAGGUGUUCAUCUCCAUUUUGAUAUUCCAAGUAAGCCCAAUUAUCUAAUUGAAAGGAAAUGUUGAAAAUUUUUCAAAUGAGGUAAUUACAAUAAGACCUCCAUAGAUAAAAAUUGAACUGUUAAUUUUUCCAAGAUCGAUCGUAUUUAUUCCUUUUGUUUGCAAAAUUCCUGUGUCAUCUGCAUUUACACUUUUACAUAUUCCUACUUGAUAUGUAUAUCCUUUGUCAGUGGUUUUGUAUCUAAGUAUAAAGUAUAUAUAAAAUUAGUUGAAAAGAUGUUAGGUAACUAUACAUUUCAUUAAAUUGACCCAGUUUGUUGAAAAACUUAGAAUGGUGGUUUUCAUCAGCAAACUGACACUUUGAAAAAACGAUUGGAAUCAAAACACAGCAAGUGAUAAUUUUCAAAUGAAACAUGUUAGGGGUGUUUGAGUAUUGAAAGAUUUUCACCAUCUACCGGAAGCUUCACGAGACAGGAAAUGGAAAAAAUAUAUAAUUUUUUCGUAUUUUAUAAUAAAUAGUAUGCGAAUUUUCUGCUUUAAUCUACUUUUAAAAAUAUUUAUUUCAUUGGUACGA
Dimorphilus gyrociliatus is the source of this 2664-nucleotide messenger RNA. NCBI's taxonomy places the organism in Eukaryota, Metazoa, Annelida, Polychaeta, Dinophilidae. The record is from the annotation of a GenBank genome assembly.